This is a messenger RNA of Aedes aegypti (yellow fever mosquito), 624 nucleotides long. Its product is annotated as peritrophin-1. Lineage: Eukaryota; Metazoa; Arthropoda; Insecta; Diptera; Culicidae. The transcript has 2 exons. The record is from RefSeq and is a predicted model, not a curated record. Gene Ontology annotation, cellular component: extracellular region. Gene Ontology annotation, molecular function: chitin binding. The coding region runs from base 109 to 522 and encodes 137 amino acids.
AAUAAGAUCAUACGCUUCUCAUAAAUAUAUCGAACAUGAAUGUCUGAAGCUUCACUCCAUUUCUCGCAACCAUACCGAAAUCAUUAAAAGUGCUCAAUAUCGAAAAUCAUGAAGUUCCACAUAACGAUAGUUUUGCUUGCACUUUGUCUAUCGCAAGUAUCCAGCAGUUUACCGUGCGUUAAUCAAAAACCAAUGAAAGUGCCUCUUCCUGGAUCAUCCACCCUCUACAUCGCCUGCAGCAGUGGAGUCACCGUUUUCAGGAAAUGCUCAAACGAACUACUGUUUGAUAUUAAAACCAACCAGUGCAUUCAUCCAAUGGCGGAUCGUGCAUCUCGGCAAAUAGUUCAGUGUCCAGAGGAUUUCAACCCGUCGUUUCCGACGUUCAUUCCGCACCCAACCGACUGUGCCAGAUAUUUUAUUUGUGUAGAAGACGUUGCUCACGAGUACCACUGCCCAACGGGAACCAAGUUCAAUCCGGCCAUAAAUGUGUGUGAUUUGCCCGAAAACGUUAACUGUUUCUAGUGGUUGUACCUUUCGAAGAUAUUAUUUUUCACUAUGUUAAGAUUUUCUAAACUAAUUAAACAACAAUCAUCUGAAGAUGAUUGAUACACUUUUAUUUGAAAA